Camelus dromedarius (Arabian camel) is the source of this 3511-nucleotide messenger RNA. It is a transcript of the gene IL36G, whose product is annotated as interleukin 36 gamma. The transcript has 5 exons. Lineage: Eukaryota; Metazoa; Chordata; Mammalia; Artiodactyla; Camelidae. The coding region runs from base 296 to 865 and encodes 189 amino acids. Gene Ontology annotation, molecular function: cytokine activity. The record is from RefSeq and is a predicted model, not a curated record. Gene Ontology annotation, biological process: inflammatory response to antigenic stimulus; cytokine-mediated signaling pathway; cellular response to lipopolysaccharide.
UCACACUCAUGCUGAUGCUGCAGUUUCUUUAUCUGAGCCUCCCGGAAUCUCCCAGAAGGAAGACCUGGCAAUUUUUUCAGGUCAUAAGAUUGUCACGCCCCAUUGAGGAAGCUAGCACCUCCCUGUGAUCUCAGAUAAAUACCGUCCGCUCUGGAGCCGUCAGCGCUCUUGGUUGCUGCUGGAGCUGUGAUUCGGUUCCUUGCACUUUUGAUAAAAGUCCUUGACAGCUGAUAGCCGGACGGUCCUCGACUCUCAAGCCUGCUGUCUUUUUCAUGCUCCGCGGCUUAGUGGAAGGAUGAAGCCACGCCGGGCUGGGUACCAAGACAACCCCCUUAGGGUAGGCAAUUGGAAAGGCUCUACCCAUGGAGGACACCAUACAGCAGCAGUGGAUAAACCUCAGACUGUGGACAUCUCUGACUUGAGUCAGCAGAUGUGGGUCCUUCAGGGUCAGAGCCUCGUGACCGUCCCACGGAAUAACAGGGUGGCUUCAGUCACUGCCACUAUUGUCCCAUGCAAGUAUCCAGAGGCCCUUGAGCAAGGCAAAGGGACUCCCAUUUACGUGGGAAUAGAGAAUCCAGAAAUGUGUCUGUGUUGUGAGGACAUCGGAGGACAGCCCACCCUGCAGCUGAAGGAGCAGAAGAUCAUGGAUCUGUACAACCAAGCCAAGCCUGUGAAGCCCUACCUCUUCUACCACACCAGGAUGGGCAGGACCUCAACCUUCGAGUCCGUGGCCUUCCCUGGCUGGUUCAUCGCCUCCUCCGAGAAAGGCCAGCCCAUCAUCCUCACAUCGGACCUGGGGACAACGCACAAUACUGCCUUCAAUUUAGAUUUCAAGACUCAAACUCAACCUAGAGGUGGCAACUAGGUCUUAAAAUAUCUAGUUCUCAGCGUGUUUUCAUCUAUCUUAUCUCAGUGUCAUUGCCCAUCCGUGCUGAGGUGGGCUCGACUCUGUUCUCAUCUUAUCUUAUGAGUGGAGAAGAAGUGAUGACUUCGUGGCAACCAAGGAGUAGAACGUGGGCUCAGAAGCAGGAGGGAGGGGGUGAUGUGAGGAUCCCCUUUCAAGCCUGAGCUCUCCACCCCACAAGCCGCCUGUACAAGGACGUCAGGACCGAAAAACAACACAGUGCCCUCCUGGGGAUAGUUCUGAAGACACCACAGAGCUCGUGAACCUCACCCGAGAUCCUGGGACUAGCGUGGAGCUCAUCCUUGUUCUUGUUUUGUUCUGUUUUCUUCCCUAACGGGAUGACGUCUUCCACAUUCUUUCUAUGUUGCGGGUAUAUUGCAAGAUGUGUGAUACAUCCUUUUAAGGGUCAGGAACUUGUAAAGAAGAAUAAUUCUUAAUUAAAUUAAAUUAUUUUUGUCUAAUUCUAAUGUGUUAGCAUAAAGCCAGAUAUAGAGUCCAUGUGUUUAAAUAAUUAAAAAAAAAAAGCCAAAAUAGAUAUAAAAUGAAAUAGGAAACAAAGAGUAAGUUGAAAUUAGCGAGAGUCAUUGAAUGAGGACACCACGGUGGGUGAGCCUGGGACUGGGGCUUAGCUCUGGGGAGAAGGGCCAGUGCUGAGAGGGUGGGGUGGGGGGUUAUGCACGUAAAAGGGCACUGUUUGAGCACUUUCUCUAUAGUCUCAUAGCCAGGCUUGCUUUUCCUCUUAGACAUGCUGACUAGCCACGUACUCCCUUUAAAAAUUGCAGUAAAGUGGAGUCUUCUUGGAACAGAGAGCCCAGCUUUCCCCCCAGCCGUGCUUCAGAUGAUACACUCUGAUGAAAUGAAAUAACUGACUGUGGGUGUAACUGUGAAAAGAUGUUGCUGAGAUCUGGUCCUGUGUAUAACGGAUUUCUUAUUUCGACACAUGCUGCAAAUGUAGAAAAUUAUGUUUGCUUAAAUACAAUCAACACAAUUGCACCAGUAACAAUAUAUAUAUAUAUUUAACUUUUGGACAAUCUCUACUAGGCGUGCUAGUCAGCAAUCAGUAAGCACCAAUUUAAUACAGUGUGUCUUAAUUUUUAAAAGUUUUCUUCUUCAAUUAAGCAUCUUUUGAGCAUGCAGUUUUAUAAAAACCAACAUUAAAGUGGGCACUAAGCUAAUUAGUUCUGGAAUAUCAAAUCGAAGAGUUAGCAUUGGAUAUUUAGUGCUAUACCCACUGCUAAUAAAUGGUGACAGGUUGUUACGUCUGCUGGUUGGUAUUGUUACAUUGUCACAUUGUCAAUUGUUACAUUUGACAGUUGGGAUCUGAUGACACAUUUGCUUGGGACAUGAUGAUGGUUCUGAGUGCUGCAGUAUCUCCACCCUACCAGGCUGUGGGAUGAUUCAGCUCCCCCAUCUCCUUUCUCUACUGUGAAUUCUUUGUUCAUGUAGGCACUCUGCCACCCUGGAAUGUCAUUUAUCUGGGGUGGGAGCUUACAGACAAAAGCUCAGAUAUGAGUCCUGAUGUCAUUCUGGCAGUCCAGAAGGGUUCUGAGAGCAUAUUUAGAGCGUUCUCAAAAAGAAAACCCAAUAAUCUCACAGUUUGUGGAACUGGGAGAAAGACUUCCAUGGACCCCUGCCUUACACAUCACGUUUGAGAACUACCACACACAACAUGGAACAGUGUGUGAAAUCCUGGAAGGCCCCUGUGAGGAGGAGCACUCUCAUGUUUGGGUAAUGGCCUGGUGUAUACCUGCUUUUCACAUAUUUGGGAAUUAAGCAUCUUGCCACCCCAAAUCACAAUUACAGAGAAGACAGUUGACUGGGCUGUUUUCCUGUCCAGCUGCUUUGGGGCUCACAUCUCCUGGCACCAGGACUGCUUAAGAGCAAACAAAGGCUAUUUCCUGAAGACUCUGCCUUUGACUCAUGAGCUCCUGGGCACGGGGACUAAAGUUGCUGCCCCAAGACCUCGAGAACAGUGGUUGUUAAUAAUUCUUCAUGUCAAUACAUUAAUUUUUAUUUGUUAGACUUCAGAAAGUUGUCUAAAGGACAGUUCUUACUGAAAUAAUACAAAUCUGUGGUUAAAAGCAAUACUCUCCUGCCUCAGUCCUGUUUCUGAGCCAACUGCUUUCUGUUUCAUGAGGCAAACGCUAAGUCCUGCAGCUCCUUUCCUGUUUCCCUCUGUGUGUCUAGUAGGACGCUUUUACUUGUCUCUUGAAUGACAAACUUCAUACGUUAUCUUUUCUAUCAGACUGAUGUCAUUUGCAUAUCUCUUGGACAAAAAUCAUACGCUCUUUAUUUCCUACAAGUUAACAGUAAGUAGUAAGCCAAACAAAGCUGUGUUUAUAGAGAGUGAGAUGACCCUUGGGUGAGCCUGUUAGAUGAUGUUCUAGAGUGACACCGAAAAGCCACACGGGGGGAGGAUGUAGCUCAGUGGUAGCAUGCACGAGGUCCUGGGUUCAAUCCUCAGUCCCUCCAUUAAAAAAAAAAAAUGAAAUAAGUAAGUAAAACCUAAUUACCCCCUCCCCCAAAAAAGUUAAAAAAGGAAAAAAUAUAUUUGUAUGUGUAUGUAUAACUGAAUCACUUUGCUGUACACCUGAAAUUAAUAUUGUA